CGGCUCCCGGGACCGAAGAUGGCGGACGCCGGCGCGAGCGGCAGCGGCGGCGGCGGCGGCGGCGGUAGCGGCGGCAGCGGCAGCGGUAGCGGUAGCGGUAGCGGCAGUGGGACAUCCCUUAGAGGGAUGCGAGAACAGUUGGUCGCUGUAGCCCAAGCCAUUGCUGAAGAAAGAAGAAACCAAAGUGGCAGUACUACUGUUCCAGUCCAACCUUCGAACAUAAAGUCAUCAACUAAGCCAGUGAUAGAUGGCUCCGUUUUGAAAUCUGAUGAAAGACAAAGACUGGCAAGAGAGCGCAGAGAAGAGCGGGAAAAGCAGCAUGCUUUUAAAGAAACACAGUUACUUGAGAAAGAGAAAAAGGCAAAACUCCAGUAUGAAAAACAGAUGGAAGAAAGACAGCGAAAGAUAAAAGAACAGAAACAGAGAGAACAACAACGACGAGCAGCAGUCGAAGAGAAAAGAAGGCAAAAGUUAGAUGAAGAAAAGGAACAUUAUGAGGCAAUGGUUAACCGUACUUUGGAACGUAGCAACCGCCUGGAACAGCGACAGAAGAGAUGGUCAUGGGGCGGCUCUGUAACACCAGAUUCAGACAGCAAAUCUGGUCUGUCGAGUGCUUCCUCACCCAAUCCUGUAGAUUUAGUUGACAAACUCCCUUCUUCCACAGAGCCGCAGACUGCAGAAGAAGGUGGAUCCAGUGGCAACAAAUAUGCUUCAUCUGCAGCAAAUUCCAAACAAACAGAUUCCGUUAUCAAUAAACGUUUGUCUUCAUCUUCAGCAACUCUCUUGCAUUCUGACAAGACUCGACGCUUUCACAUCAGUGCUCUGGAGAAUAGUAUAAUCAAUCGCCUUCUCACCCCUACACAAGCUUCUUUAGCUAAAAGCAAAAGUGCUGCUGUAUUAUCUGCUGCUGGAAAAGAUCCCUCAGAAUUUCACCUCUGUCCUCGUUCAGCUGCCUCCAGUACUAUCGGCUACCCACUGCAGGCUCCCAAGAUGCCCAUGCGCAGUCGCAGCAUUGACAGACCAAAGACUUCCAUUGUAGCCGCUUCAACAAAUGCUACAGGUUCUACUCAGAAGUCAGAAGUGGACAAGAAUACAUCUACUCGUACUGCAAGGCGAGCUCCAUCGCCAUCUCUAUUAGCUCGCAAGAGAUCACCUUCCCCUGCUAAUGUUAAGCGUCCUCCAUCUCCUUCUACAUCGAAAUUAACUUCAAGGAGUCGGCCACCUUCUCCUAUUACAUUAAAACAGCAGCCAUCAUCUCCCACUUCUGUUUUAAAACCAGCUUUUAAACCUAUUCAACGGCCCUUGAUCACACCAACUGUUAUAAACAUUACCAGAAAGAGUAGACUACUGGAAACAGAUAGCAAACCAAAGGACUUAUACGAAGAAGACAGAAAGCAGGAACACCGUAUAUCAUCAGCUUCAGAGAAAGAAAAGGUACCAUCUGCUCGAAAGACCAAAGAAGGGAAACGCCAUGCUCGGGAACUAAAGAAUCGUGAAGAAUGGGAAAGAUCUCAAAAAGAAGAAGGAAGGAAAGUAAAAGAAGAUAUUGAAAAGAAAGCCAUUAAAGAUGAUGCAAAAAUGCGACUUGAGGAAGAACAGCAGCAGAAGAAGACAGAAGAGGAACAGGAGCGUCUGACUGAACUCCAGCAGCAGAAGGAGGAAGCUGAGGCAAAGGCCCAGGAGGAAGCUGAGAGGCAGAGGCGAGAACGGGAAAGGAUCAUGGAGCAGAGUGUCCAAGAGCGUCUGGAGAGAAAAAAGAGAAUUGAAGAAAUUAUGAAGAGAACCAGAAAGGUGGAACAGAAUUCGGAGCAGAGUGAAGAGAAGUCCAAGAAUGAGGCCAUUGACGAGGACGAUGCCGAUGAAGCAGACGAAGGAAGUCUGGAAACAGUGGACCCACUGGCCAACAUCACUAAAAUGAAUUCACCUGAUGAUGUCAAGGUCGCAGGAGGGCUUCAUGCUCAGAACCCGACUUACACAAAACAAGCUGAAACCGCAGCCAGCGAUGAGAGCGAAGGACUCGUCACCAAUGGUGAUGAGAUGGCCGCAGAGCCAGGAAAUAGGGCUUAUUUGCAUAUGACUCCGGCAACAGAUCGCAGCCUUUCUGCCAAAGACACGGUUACUCCAAACUCAGAAAUUGUGGCUAUUGAGGAAACUGAGCACACAUCAAACUUGAAUGGAAAAUCCAACAAAUGGAUUUUUGAGGAGAUUGUCGAACAUGGAGUUCAUGCCAAAUCUUCCAAAUUGAAUCCCAGCAACACUCCUUCAAAAAGCUAUCCUCAAAACUCAAGAGAUGCUGCUACAUUUGCUCCAGGUCCCAAGGUAGCCUUUGAGGAGGAUGUAGUGAUUAAUUCUUUGACCACAACUAGAGGAAGCAAUACAGAUCUCUAAACACUCUGCUCCCGGAAGUCACUGGAUCCCAUCUAAAGAUCUUUCUUCAGGAAGCUACUUCUUGCCUUUAUCCCAGUUCAACCCUGUUAAAAUCAAGCUCCUAGCCGAGGCGAUACUACUCCACGGUCACCUUGAGUACUUUCAUGGGGUUACCUGGGUCUUAUUGUGUAUGUUAUUUUUCCUUUGGGUUGUGGAACUGUCAGUGUGACAGGAUUUCUUGGCAGUGUUAUUUCUGUUUCCUUUAAUAAUUUUCUUUAAGCUUUC
Messenger RNA from Antechinus flavipes (yellow-footed antechinus), 2652 nucleotides. It is a transcript of the gene MAP7D3, whose product is annotated as MAP7 domain containing 3. The transcript is spliced from 19 exons. Gene Ontology annotation, cellular component: microtubule cytoskeleton. The record is from RefSeq and is a predicted model, not a curated record. NCBI's taxonomy places the organism in Eukaryota, Metazoa, Chordata, Mammalia, Dasyuromorphia, Dasyuridae. Gene Ontology annotation, biological process: microtubule cytoskeleton organization. The coding region runs from base 19 to 2388 and encodes 789 amino acids.